GUGCAGUUUAGAGUAGGCGUGCGUCAGUGUUGACGACCGCACUCCAGCGGACCAAGCAAGCCAGCUAUCAUUGUAUUCUCUAGAAAUACAAUAUAAACCGCGUCCUGUAAUUCUAUGUCGACCAUAAAGGCCUUCGUGCAAAGAUGAAAACGUUAUCAAGAAGCGUUGACAUUACUGGUUUCUUUUUCACCGUCAAAUAUUGCCAAGUGUGACACUGACAGCAGCAUUGCCUGGCUAGCGCAUUAGCAACAUCUUCAGGAAUUCGCUAGCCUAGCUAAAUUAAUUGGCCGUAGCUACUCGUAGUUGUGCAAAGGCUCUGCAACAGCCAUGGGAAUACUUUUCACCAAGCUAUGGAGGCUUUUCAAUCAUCAAGAGCACAAGGUUAUUAUUGUGGGCCUGGACAAUGCAGGGAAGACCACCAUACUUUACCAGUUUUCUAUGAAUGAGGUGGUCCACACGUCUCCUACGAUAGGCAGCAACGUGGAGGAGAUAGUGGUGAACAACACGCACUUCCUGAUGUGGGACAUCGGAGGACAGGAGUCACUGAGAUCCUCCUGGAACACGUACUACACUAACACAGAGUUUGUGAUAGUAGUGGUGGACAGCACAGACAGAGAGAGAAUCUCUGUCUCCAAAGAGGAGCUCUACAGAAUGCUUGCACAUGAAGACCUGAAGAAGGCGGGCCUGCUGAUUUUUGCUAACAAACAGGAUGUGAAAGGCUGUAUGUCUGUGGCUGAGAUCUCCCAGAGCCUGCAGCUCACCUCAGUCAAAGACCACCAGUGGCAUAUCCAAGCCUGCUGCGCCCUCACUGGGGAGGGUUUGUGCCAGGGCCUGGAGUGGAUGAUGUCACGACUGCGGGUUAGAUGACCUUUGACGCUGAUCAACAACAACAGUGUGCUGUUCCUUUCUUCUCUCUACACCUUCAGUCCUGAGGGAUUGGGUGGUUGACAGGCGGCUCUUUUCCUCUCCAUGAGACUGACUUGACCCGGUUGGCCAGACUCCCUACCGGCCAAGAUGUUGUUUUUCUGCUGCGUGUUUAUUUAUUUCUACAGAACACUGAUCUGCUCUGACUGAGAACUGUGAACAACCAGAACUGUACCACUCUACCAUUUCAGGAUCCAUUCUGGAAAGAAAAACUAAACAAAAGACUCA
Messenger RNA from Salvelinus namaycush (lake trout), 1152 nucleotides. RefSeq names its product ADP-ribosylation factor-like 5A (gene arl5a). Gene Ontology annotation, biological process: vesicle-mediated transport; protein localization to Golgi membrane; intracellular protein transport. Gene Ontology annotation, molecular function: GTP binding; GTPase activity. The record is from RefSeq and is a predicted model, not a curated record. NCBI's taxonomy places the organism in Eukaryota, Metazoa, Chordata, Actinopteri, Salmoniformes, Salmonidae. The coding region runs from base 328 to 867 and encodes 179 amino acids. Gene Ontology annotation, cellular component: cytoplasm; trans-Golgi network. The transcript has 6 exons.